This is a messenger RNA of Somion occarium, 862 nucleotides long. Lineage: Eukaryota; Fungi; Basidiomycota; Agaricomycetes; Polyporales; Cerrenaceae. The record is from the annotation of a GenBank genome assembly.
GUAAGUACCAUACAGCAUGGUAUAGGAUGGAUGGCAAUGGCUGGCCACAUUCGAGAGGUGGAUAGAGCCAAGAUUGAAGACUUCAAGGAAGAUAUUGAUAUCCUUCUCAUAUUUGCUGGUUUAUUCUCGGCAGUGUUGACAGCCUUUAUCAUCGAGUCAUACAAGACACUUCGGGUGGACCCAGCUGAUGCCACAGUCCAGCUCCUUCAACAGAUCUCAAUGCAACUUAACAGCUUUACUGUCAAUGGCAACUAUAUCAAUGCAACUAUUCCUCCUCCUAGUACACCUGAGCCCUUCACAGCUGCACUCUCUGCAGUCAAGAUCAACAGCUUCUGGUUUGUUAGUCUCAUAUUGUCUCUCAUUGCAGCAUCUUUCAGCAUGCUAGUCAAGGGAUGGCUUCAUGAGUACCUGGCCAUUGAACAAACAUCACCUCAGACUCAUUUUCAGAUCCGCUUCUUUGCUCUGCAGAAGUGGAAGGUAUUUAAAAUUGCUGCUCUUCUACCUCUUCUUCUUCAGGCUGCCUUGGGUCUUUUUCUUCUAGGCCUCUGCUUCUUCACCACCUCAAUUCAUUCUAGCAUUGGUAUCACAAGCAUUGUUCUUGUCACCCUGUGGGUGGCUCUUCUUCUGAGAACUACACUUGCACCAGCAGUGUCUAGUCAUUGUCCAUACAAGGUCAUAUUCUUGAAGAAUGCCUUGAAGUAUGUUAGAUAUAUAUGGUUUCUUGGUCAUGACUAUAUUGUGAACUUUCUUUGAGAUCAUACAGAUUGGUUUUAUAUUCAUCACUUGACAUUUGCAGAAAUAAUUGAGAGUUGGAAAUAGAAAAAUGCAGGGCAUGUUAUGAAAAGAAAGCAUAUAGAUUAUC